Thamnophis elegans (Western terrestrial garter snake) is the source of this 2232-nucleotide messenger RNA. It is a transcript of the gene SLC35E3, whose product is annotated as solute carrier family 35 member E3. The transcript is spliced from 5 exons. NCBI's taxonomy places the organism in Eukaryota, Metazoa, Chordata, Lepidosauria, Squamata, Natricidae. Gene Ontology annotation, molecular function: antiporter activity; nucleotide-sugar transmembrane transporter activity. Bases 767 to 1702 code for a protein of 311 amino acids. Gene Ontology annotation, cellular component: Golgi apparatus. The record is from RefSeq and is a predicted model, not a curated record.
AGUACAUUCCAGUUAAGCUUGUAUCGGCAGUCGUUACUGGACGGAGGAGGGGGUCAGAACACUUCCCCCUGGUCAUUCUUUUUCCCCAGGUGAGGAAUACUUCUGAAAGGAUCACCCAACGGGGAUUGUUUUAUGUAUUCAUAAAGUCACCAGGAACUGAACCCAUCUUGUCUUAGUGUCAGUGGGGAUGAUUCUUUCUAUAUAUGUUCGCACCAUUCGCUCAGUCAUAAAACACGUGUCGAUCCAGCCCAAACGGAGAUGGAAAGGCGACGACGGCUUCGAUGACUGAGAGACACCCGCAUCCCUCAACGGCCGGUUCCAGUCUUUUGGGUCGACCUGCGUCGCUGCCUUUACAGAGCUAGUGGCUCUCUCCUGCCUCCUACAGGCGGACUUCUCUCGCCCGGCGCCGGCUUGGACCGAACUUCUCAGCAUUCCCAAAACACCCGAAAAAGCCGAAGCAGCCAACCGGAGUCGAGACUGCCGCCGUUUGUCGGCAGCCACCCUGACAUUAACCCGCGCAACAAUAGCCGGACCCUAAGCGGCGCCCAUCCGGAGCCCAGGGAGGGAAGGCGGCCCGGAAAGGCCAGGAGAUCCUUCCUGCCGGCCAAGGACCGAAGUCCCGCACAGCGGAAGUUCCUGUGCCUGAGCCACGUGGGCGUGCAAGGGAGAGGCCGUGGCGGCCGUUGUGCCAGCUGUUUGCCCGGGAGCGCUGGCUGCUUCUGCUGCUCCCCAGGAAGCGGACGUGGAGCUCGGAAGAAACUCGGGCAUGGAGGGCGGGUGGCUUUCAGAGCGCGGCCGGUUGGCGGCCGGGCUGCUGGUAAACUUGGCGGCGUCUAUUUGCAUCGUCUUCCUGAACAAGUGGCUGUACGUGAGAAUGGGCUUCCCCAACCUCAGCCUCACGCUGGUGCACUUCGCCGUCACCUGGCUGGGAUUGUACGUGUGCCAGUCGCUGGGCGCCUUCGCCCCCAAAAGCCUCAGGCCGCGCCAGAUCCUCUCUCUGGCGCUCAGCUUCUGCGGCUUCGUGGUCUUCACCAACCUCUCCCUGCAGAACAAUACGGUCGGCACUUACCAGCUGGCCAAGGCCAUGACCACGCCGGUCAUCGUGCUCAUCCAGAGCGUGGCCUAUGGCAAAACCUUCGCCACCCGCAUCAAGCUCACUUUGAUUCCUAUCACUUUAGGUGUUUUUUUAAAUUCUUAUUAUGAUGUGAAAUUUAGUUUACUUGGGAUGAUAUUUGCUGCUCUUGGUGUUAUAGUGACAUCUCUUUAUCAAGUGUGGGUAGGAGCAAAACAACAUGAACUACAGGUAAAUUCUAUGCAGCUACUAUACUAUCAAGCACCAAUGUCAUGCGGCAUGUUGCUGUGCGUUGUUCCCUUCUUUGAGCCGGUCUUUGGAGAAGGUGGAAUUUUUGGCCCCUGGACUCUCUCUGCUGUGUCUAUGGUGCUGGUUUCUGGAAUAAUAGCAUUUAUGGUGAACUUGUCUAUUUACUGGAUUAUUGGGAAUACUUCACCAGUGACAUACAACAUGUUUGGACACUUCAAAUUCUGCAUCACCCUCAUGGGAGGAUAUCUCUUAUUUAAGGAUCCUUUAUCGAUUAAUCAAGGCCUUGGAAUUACAUGCACAUUGUUUGGCAUUCUAGCUUAUACACACUUCAAACUUAGUGAGCAAGAUGGGAGCAAAAGCAAGCUGGUUCAACGUCCGUAAAUUAAGUAUUUUUGUUGGUAACAAAUGAAUUGCUUUAAUAUGCACUGAUUCCAAAAGCAAUGUACUGUCUAUGGAGGAAUCUAAAAUUGUCCAUCUCCCAGCAGAGCAGGUAUUCUUUCUCCUAUAGCCGCCAUGCACUGCCUCCGCCUCCUCUGGCCAGUUGGGGUAUGGAUUGGAUUACAUCGAGGGGGUCACAGGACUCAGUAGAAAGAAAAGCAUAGUAAAGAAGACUGGUAGUUGAUGUGUGUCUGCUUACGUUGGCAUGCCCAGAUUCUCCCUCUCUCUUUUCUCCCCUUCCCUGUGUGUGUGUUGUGUGUGUUUGUAUGCACAUAUGUAUGUAUGCACAAUUUGUUUUUUAAAGGGCUGUUUGUAAUUACAGUGCAAUCAUUGUGAACUGUUCUAUUUAUACCAAAUGAACUCAUUCAGACAGAUACAGUGUUUUUUGCUAGAAAAUUAAUCAUGUCCUUAUGAUUUUGUCAGUAUUAAGAGACUGUUUUUUGUGAUCAAGUGAACAUUGAAGUUUCUUGAUA